AUGUACGUUCCGGCUGUGAUGGACGGUGUCCCGGCGAUACUUUAUCAUCAAUCGAUGUGGCUCAAAAAAGCUUCAUUUCCUUGGCCUGAACCCAAUCCCAUUUCGAAUCGGGCCUCGAUUCCACUCAAUAAUAGUGUUGCCGCUGCAACAGGCGCGUCGCUGUCGAAUCCCUACGGGAUUUCCUCGACAUCAUCUGCUUCGACUAUAAUAAUGGAUUCGUCCACAGACGAGAAGACCUCUCACCGCUGGCGGAGAGCCACAAUGCCGUUAUUGUGUCUAAAUGUGGUGAGGUCACAUUGGGCCGAUAACGGAAAGAGUCUACAAUUACUGAAUAAGCAAGCACUAAUCGGGCUGAGCUCUCUGAGUCUGUGA
This is a messenger RNA of Striga asiatica, 372 nucleotides long. Lineage: Eukaryota; Viridiplantae; Streptophyta; Magnoliopsida; Lamiales; Orobanchaceae. The record is from the annotation of a GenBank genome assembly.